GUGGUCAUUGCCAUCAUCUUCUUUUUCUUUGUCAAUUAGCCCGCAGGCAUGGAUUGCUAUGUGCCUCUUUUUCCAAAAACUAACUCAAUACAAACACCCUCGGCAUCAUCAUAUUUGUUAUGUACAAAACCGGCAAUCACCACCUAUCAAUCGUCCCGUAUAUAGCCGCCAAGUUUCUUCGUUGCCAACAAUGGUAUUAUCCAGCUCGCCAAAUUAUUUGAAACUGCCAACCAAUCCAUUCGGCCUCCUUCACCGAAGCUCGCUCUUCACCCCCACAAGAUUAUGCCAUGCAUGUGAAAGCCUUACUUUUUUCUUUUCUCCGACUACUAGUUGCCCGAGUGAAAUACCGACUCCGUCUGAGCCGCACUAGUCAAAGAUCCUACCAUCCAUCGCGCUGUUCUCUCCCCGACGCUCCGUUUCUGAGAGCCCCC
Messenger RNA from Trichoderma atroviride IMI 206040, 431 nucleotides. NCBI's taxonomy places the organism in Eukaryota, Fungi, Ascomycota, Sordariomycetes, Hypocreales, Hypocreaceae. The record is from RefSeq and is a predicted model, not a curated record.